Molecule: messenger RNA, 2350 nt
Organism: Contarinia nasturtii (swede midge)
Lineage: Eukaryota; Metazoa; Arthropoda; Insecta; Diptera; Cecidomyiidae
Gene: Uxt
Product: protein UXT
Exons: 4
Coding region: 1583-2059 (158 amino acids)
Biological process (GO): protein folding; negative regulation of transcription by RNA polymerase II
Cellular component (GO): cytoplasm; prefoldin complex
Molecular function (GO): transcription corepressor activity
Source: RefSeq, a predicted model, not a curated record
AUCACACACAAUGGCAAACUAGCACUCUCUAUCUAUACAUAUCUGAUAACACGAUUGUGGAGAAUGCAUAAAAGUACGGUUCAAGAAGCAGGCAAAAACACAAUUGGUCGUCAUGAGUAUCUUUCAUAGAUUGUUUGUCGCGUAUCUGGUUGCGACGCCAUAUAUUCUGUUCACAAACGGGGAUGCGAUACCGGUCGAAAGCGAUGCCAAUACAAACCGUCGACAAAGUUUAGAUGAGAUAAGCAAAGAGGUGAAUGAAAUGAAAGCAGAACUAACGAAGUCCACCAAUGAACAGCAACCGGAUACCGUGAGUGACGGUGGCAAUAGUCAACGUGCCGCAAUCGGUGAAAUUGAAAAUAUCAAAAAAAUUGUCGAAAUUUUGGAAAAAAUUGUCGGCGACGUUGUACCAACUAUUGUUGACCGGCAAAAUGCACAGGAACAAGCUCAGAGAAAUCGCGGCGCAUCCGAUUCAUCAUCAGAUCCCAUUAAAAUUUUACCAAAGGGCUUGAAAUUGCUACAACAUCAUGCGCUCGCGGCCAAUGUUGACGAAAACAACGCAGCAACAAACCAUAAACCUAAUCUACAAUCGGAUGACAAUUGAUAUCACACUCGACGGCGAUACAAACAAACAAAAAAAAAAAAAGAAUGUGUGCACCAUUUACAAACUGAUUUACCCUCGCACAUGCACACACAUACACACUUGCAUGCACGCCUCAAUGAGCAUCAAUAAAUCAAAACAAAUUUCAUGUAAUAAUGCAUUUGAACUAAAAGUGUCUCGUUCCUCUCCAUUUUUAACACUUCCCCUAUUUUAUUCUUUCUUUAUUUGCUUUUUUGCAAAUCAUUUCAAAUGCCAGCAACUUGCCGGCAACGACAUCUAACAUUUCAAUUGACAGACGUUUUGGCGAUUGAAUCGAUCACAUGAAUUAUGUUGGAGCUUUUCAAAAAAUUAACUAUGACCUCUGUUGAGCAUUUUGUUAUUUAUAUCACUGUUUCAUAUCACUGUCAAUAAAAUGUAAAUAAUUUACUAAAAAAAUGCAUCCGAUUUUGAAAUUAUAAGAAAAAAAUAAAAAAAAUUCAAUACUACCUUUGCUUUACGUUAUUCGAUAAACAAUUUUUGACAAGUGUACAUAACCUUACAUCUCAAGAAUAUGUGUAUUAGUGCGCCUUAAACACAAUUGUCAGACGAACAUUCAAAGUGCCAUCAAUAUUGUCUGUAUCGUUUGUUUAUUCGUUUGUUAUCGUCAAAUUCAAUUUGAUUUUUCACGCACCAAUUUUAUUUUAUGAAAUUAUCGAAAACGAUCCAACGAAUAGUAGUUAUUUGCAUAGCAAAAUUUCACCAUCUCGAAAGAGAGUCGCAAAAAAUAAUGGUAUCCAUUAAAUAAUACGCAAAAUAAAAGCACACAUUGGUUAAUUGAAAAUAUAUCUCCAACCGUUCAAUAUUUGUGUACACUCAAAACCAUCGAGAAGAGUAUAGAAAACAACAACAACAAAAACAAAAUACCCGGCAAAUAAGGUAUCCAACGUAUUUCAGUCAUUUUAAUAUCAGGGUUCAAAACAAAUUUAAAUCAAUUACGGUUUCAACAUGUCAUUUAACUCAUUGUAUCAAAUUGGUGGUGAGAUCACACGAGAAUAUUCAACUAGAUCAACCGAACAAAUUGAGAAUUUUAUCGAAGAUGUUUUGCGCAAAGAAUUAGGAGAAUAUGAAGCAUACAUAAAUAAAAUGAACGGUGAAAUUAUGGAGUACGUUCAAUUGAAAAAUCUUUGCGAAAGUAUUUUACUGCAUUUAUCCGAUGGAAUUAAAACAAAAAUGAAUAUUGGUGGUAAUUUUUUCAUGUCGGCCAAAGUAUCGGACACCAGUAAAAUUUUAGUUAAUGUCGGUCUCAACUAUCAUGUUGAAUUUACAAUUGAUGAAGCUGUGAAAUUUUGUGAUUUCAAAGUGAAAUCGCUGGAAAAUGAAGCGAAUGUUAUACGAGAAAAAGCCAUCGAAACAAAGGCACACAUUAAAUUGGCUCUAUUGACCAUCGGCGAAAAAGAAAAACUACUGAAGGCUGAAACGUGAACAAUUUACCAGAACAAAACCAGCCGAUUUACCAUUCUAUGCCAAUUGAUACGCUUGAGAUAAAAGAUUAUAAGAAACAUACACACAAUUGAAAAAAAAAACCAAACAUUUAAUGUAAACGGUUAAAAAAAAUUUAAGAAUUAAGAGAAAAUGUCAAAUAAACAUAUUUUUACAUGAAUGGCUCUGUGGCAAUUGACAGUUUUGUCUUUUUUUGUCACUUUACACCUUUUUUAAUGGAGGUUUCGUGCAUAUAAUAGAUUUAAAUAAAAUCAGAAUUACAAAUCAGAAGGA